AUGGCUAUUGCUCCAAUUACUGGUACGAUCAAAAGAAAAGUCAUCAUGGACAUGAUCAUCGGGUUCUCCCUCGGGGGUGCUAUGGCCUCCUACUGGUGGUGGGGGUUCCACAUGGACAAGAUUAACAAGAGAGAAAAAUUCUAUGCGGAGUUGGCUGAAAGAAAAAAGCAAGAAAAUUGA
Molecule: messenger RNA, 180 nt
Organism: Saccharomyces eubayanus
Lineage: Eukaryota; Fungi; Ascomycota; Saccharomycetes; Saccharomycetales; Saccharomycetaceae
Gene: COX9
Product: cytochrome c oxidase subunit VIIa
Exons: 1
Coding region: 1-180 (59 amino acids)
Biological process (GO): mitochondrial electron transport, cytochrome c to oxygen
Source: RefSeq, a predicted model, not a curated record